Dryobates pubescens (Downy woodpecker) is the source of this 11447-nucleotide messenger RNA. RefSeq lists its product as uncharacterized. The coding region runs from base 20 to 11269 and encodes 3749 amino acids. NCBI's taxonomy places the organism in Eukaryota, Metazoa, Chordata, Aves, Piciformes, Picidae. The record is from RefSeq and is a predicted model, not a curated record. Gene Ontology annotation, biological process: regulation of DNA-templated transcription. The transcript has 37 exons.
CCGAGCCCGGAGGAGGCGGAUGCAAUUCCCCGGCUGCCCCUGGCUCCUCGGCGGGGCGGCGGGGCCCGGCCCGCAGCGCGCAGCUACCGACAGCGGCCCCGCUCCCGCUCCCGGUCCCAGCCCCGGCGCUGCGGAGGGCGGCAGCGCGGCCCCGCUCCGCUCCGCGCUCUCCCCGCCGCGGCCCGGCCCCAGCCACCGGGGCCCGGCCCAGCACCGCGGGGCCAUGGCCGAGUGGGCGCCCGCCCAGGCGCUCCCCGCGGUUCAGGUGCAGGAGUGGAACGUGGAGGCCCCGCACCUGAUGCCGCUGCAGCCGCCGCUGCUGCCCGAGCGCGCACACGUGCGGGAGGCGCAGCUCCACUCCGCCGAGGCCUCGCUCUGGACCGUGGUGGCCACGGUGCAGGCCAUGGAGAGGAAGAUCGACCUGCUGGCCACACGGCUGCUCAGCCUGGAGGGGCGAUCCGGCACGGCCGAGAAGAAGCUCCUGGACUGCGAGAAGACAGCCAUGGAGUUUGGGAACCAGCUGGAGAGCAAGUGGGCCGUGCUGGGCACCCUGAUCCAGGAGUACGGGCUGCUGCAGCGGCGCCUGGAGAACGUGGAGAACCUCCUCAAGAACAGGAACUUCUGGGUGCUGCGGCUGCCCCCCGGCCCCCGCGGGGAGGUCCCCAAGGUGCCGGUGACGUUUGUCGACAUCGCUGUCUACUUCUCGGCGGAGGAGUGGAAGAACCUGGAGGAGUGGCAGAAGGAGCUGUACAAUAACCUGGUGAAGGAGAACUACGAGUCCUUGAUCUCCCUGGAUGGUGCCCUCUCCAGAAGCGAGGUGCAGCCCCGCAGCGAGCGUGGGGAGGGUCCCUGUGUCCCCGAGCAGAGGGAGCUGGAGCAGAGGGAGCUGCCACCGGACACCUGUGCGGAGUCGCUGAUCUCCACCUCCGACAUCCUGUCCCGCAUCAAGCAGGAGGUGGCCUUCGUGGGGGAGCAGCAGUUUGCGGAGGAGCGGGCGCUGCCAGCUGACCCCUGCGCAGGUGCGGACGCCCUGAUCACGGCGCACGACUUCCUGUCCUGGAUCAAGCAGGAGGAGGAGCCCUGCGUCCGCGAGCCCUGGGAGCUGCCCGACAGGGAGAUGCUGACAGGUCCUGGGCCUGCCAGCGAGGGGAUGCUGGUGAAGACGGAGGAGCGGUGCCCCCACGCCGAGCCCCCCGAGGAGGUGGGUUUGCCAGGGGGCUCUGGGGAGCUGCUCUUCCCAGGAGCGGGCUUCGGGAACCCCGAGGGACCGGCGGCGGCAGUGCCGACGGCCGUGGCCAUGCCGGCGCAGCACAGACUGGCCAAAGCUCCGGCCCCAGAGCCGGGCCCCGGGGCCGAGCCCGCGGGGGUGCCCAGCGCCACGCCGGGCCCCACCGAGGAGCGUCCGCACGGCUGCGCCGAGUGCGGGAAGAGCUUCAGCGGCAAGAAGAGCCUGCGGAUCCACCAGCGCAGCCACGCGGCCGAGCGGCCCUACCCCUGCGCGGAGUGCGGCAAGAGCUUCAACUGCCACUCGGGGCUGGUGCGGCACCAGAUGAUCCACCGCGGCGAGCGGCCCUACAAGUGCUCCGAGUGCGGCAAGUGCUACAGCCGCAAGGAGCACCUGCAGAACCACCAGCGGCUGCACACCGGCGAGCGCCCCUUCGCCUGCGCUGCCUGCGGCAAGAGCUUCAUCCGCAAGCAGAACCUGCUCAAGCACCAACGCAUCCACACCGGCGAGAGGCCCUACCAGUGCCCGGCCUGCGGGCGCAGCUUCCGCUACAAGGAGUCCCUCAAGGAUCACCAGCGGGUCCACGGGGCCGAGGCGGGACCCCCGCCGCUGCCCCCUCCCGGUAUCAUGCCCCCCGGGGACUACUCGCCCCGCGCCGUCCUGCUCUGUAGUAAUCCUACUCGACUAGCGCUGUCCCGCGGCCCCGCUGCCACACGCCUGCGCCCCGCUCGCUCACGGGCCCUGCCGUGGCAGAGGCACGGCCACGGGCACAGCCAGGCCUCCCUGGCGCUCGCCCAGCCUUACACACGCGUGUGCAGGCACCGAGCUGGCUCGGGCACACCACGACCCACGGACAACGUUUCCUACGUGCACGUCCCUCCGCCCACAGCCUGGCACCCACUGCGGGUGCCGGGAGGGCAGUGGGCACGCCGUGUCCUUGGCAGUCCCUGCCCAUCCCUAGCUGUUGGCGAGGAAGAGCCGUCUGUGUCGGGAGGCGGAGCCGCGCGGCCGGCCCCGACGCCGACCCCGGCCCCGGUUUCCAAAGGGGCUUCGUCCGGGCACGGCGGUCUCUGCCCAGUUGGCAGCGCCAGCCUGAGGCUCGGGAAAGGCAGGCUCGGCCUUGGGCUGCUCGAGGAGCGGGCUGGGGUCCGGGCGCGGGUCGGGGGGCGGCGGCGCGGGGCUCUGGCGCGCGCCGGCGCGCUCCUGGCGCAGGUAGCGCAGCUCGUCGCGGAUGUCCGUCAGGACGCCCAGCAGGCGGAACUGCAGCUCGCGGUCGCGGGCCCUCUCCUCGCGCUGGGUGGCACGCUCCUCCUGCCACAUGGCCAGCUCCUGGUGGUACAGCUGGUCCCACUGCUCCUCCAGGUCCAGCAGGUGAUGGAUGUUAGUCCUCCAGCUCUCCCGGCGGUGAUCCUCCCGCAGUCGGGAGCAGCCCAGGCCCCGGGGGUGCGAGGAGUCGAGCCCGCGGCCCAGGGCGGGCAGGUCGGAGACCCCCUCGUGGCCCCAGUCCGAGUGAGCGUCCACAGGGUUGAGAGGGUCCUCGGGCAGGGAGGUGACAGAGCCCUGGGAGCUGCAGCGGCGGAUCAGCAUGGCCUGGCGCGACAGUUUCAGGUCUUCCUCCGCCGACGGGGGUGCUUCGGGCCCGGGCUGCGCCCCCGCGGCCGCGCUGUGGCCCCUCUCCCCCUCGCGGCCUUCCCGCUCCUCCUCCUCGGACAUGGAGGCGUAGGACACGAGGGAGUCGUUCCGCAGGGACGGGGAGAUGGCCGACACGUCUGGCGUGCGCAGCUCCGCGCCCGGCUCGGCUGGAAGAGAAGUCCUCUGGUGAGACCCAGCCGCUGCCCCAGCCCCUCGUCGACCCGCGACAUCAGAGUCCCACUCAUGCUCAUCCCUGAGGGACGCAGCAGGCCACCAUCCCCUGUCUGCGCAGCCCUCACGUUCCCCAGCUCCCCAUACGGCAGCAGGGUCAGGGCUCUGCACCGCCAGCCGCGGCACCGCCGAGCCCUCCACAUCCGGCAGCGCCGAGGGCUGCCCGUUGGUGUCGAUGUAGAUGCUGGGGUGGCUGACGCCGGGCUGCAGGUGCAUGAAGGACUGCUUGAUCCAAGCACAGAAUGCGACGCCUGGCGGAGCCCAGGGGAGGCGCAGCCUGGUGACGCCGCCACGCCAGCCAUCACCGGCAGCCCACGGCGGGGGGAUGCAGCCGGAGCUGUCCCCAGGGAACCAGCGGCACUGACCUGGGUCCAAGAUGAUCUCGGGCUCCGAGUCGUGGCUGGCCUGCAGGAAGGUGGAAGCCACCAUCUUCUCGAGGGGCGUGAGGCGCGGCUUGUGGAGCGGCCCGCCGGCGCGGUUCACGGGCAGGUGCUUCUUGGAGGUGAUCUUCUUCUUGACGUCCAGGCGCAGAGCUGCUUCCGCCGCACGGGGUGCGCCCGCAGCGCCUCGGACCCGUACAGGGCGCUGAAGUGCCGCACCACAUUCCAGACCAGCGUCUCGGUCUCGUCAUUGGAGAAGUUGGCCUUCCUCUUCCGGCCAGACGCUGGCAUCGCCUGCGAGGCUGCGGCAGAGGUGGAAGGGGCACAAUUGAACCUCGGUCCCCACUCCUCUCUGUCGGCUCCUGGGGGGAACAUGGGGCUGCGGGAGCCCGAGGGAGCCGCGGAGGAGGGAGCCGAAGCAAGAGCCCCCGAGGCAUCCAUGGCAGGGGAGGCUUGGGCCGGGGAGGAUCUAAAGAGCCGCUCCGGCACACCACGCGGCACGGGGGCACCUCAUCCCCUCGCCCCAGCUCGAGAGCACCUGGGAGGGGAGAAAAGGAAAGGGCAGCGGUGGGUGGCGGCGGCGUGGGGUGACAGCGAGGGCCCCUGGCCCUCUCCCAACCAGAGGAACCCGGGGCCCCCAGCCAGCUACCACGGGGGCCGCGGAGAGGGUCGCGGUCACAGUGACAGUGGUGGGAGCCACGGGCACGCAGUGAGGGGCCGUGCCCCCGGCAAAGCCCACGGCCGCAGUGCAGGUCUUGGGCCGAUGGCAAAGCCCCCGGGCCCGGUGAAAGCCACGCUGCGGGCCCCGGGCAGGCUCUUGGCCGUGGUGCUUCCCUUGGCCCUGCCAACCCCCUCAGCCCCCAGCACCACCACGAAGUCCUCAACCGCCCUCAGCAUCUCCAGGCCCCGGCAGGACCCCUCCAGCGGCCACCUCAAGCCCUUGCCCGAGCACCUCAUCCUCCCAGCCCCCCUCCCCCCGCUCACAGCCGUGAUGCCCCGGGGUGGGGGGGGCCGGGUGGUCAACCGGCUCCCGGCUGCGCCCCCGGGGCAGGGCCGGGGCCUUCCGCGGGCGGCUUUUGUUCGCGCUUCCGCCGGGCACCGGGGACAAAGGAGCCGGGGCUGGAGCCGGGGGGGUGGCCGGGGGCAGGCACCGGGCCCCGGCCGCAGGCCUUUCCCCCCCCUCAACCCGCCCUUCCUCAACACCCCCCGGGGCAGGGGCGGCGGCGCCUACCUGUGCCGGGCCGGGCCGCCGCGGGCCCUGCGCGCCGGUGCGCGGAGCGGCGCCCCCUGGCGGUGCCGCCGCGCAGCUGCGCCCCGAGCCCGCGGAGAAAGGAGCAGCCGGGAGGCAGCCGCGGGGAGCGGGUGCUCCUUGCACUCCGUCCUGUGCACACUGAUGGUGCUCAAGUCCUCAGACACCUCCUGGUUCUCCAUGCACACAUGGAGGAUCACCUCGUACCCCCCUCCCACUCCGGGGGGUCCUGGCCCCCUCCCCGGGCUCCCCAUUGCGCUCCAGCUCCCGGUCCAUCGGCCCGCGGUGCUCCGCGCUGAGCGGGCUGGGUGCCGGGGCCUCGGGGCCGGCGUUGAGGCUGAAGCCAGCGGCACGGAAGCAGCUGGCGAUGAGCGCCGGGCGCACGUCACCCCAGGCUUGUGCCAGCAUGUGCAGGACAUCCAGGAGGGUCGGCUGCCCGGUGCCGCGCUCUGCCAGCUGCCACCUCAGCAGCCGGCGCCGGUAGUGGCCCUUGAAGUCGCUCAUGAUGCCACGGUCCAUGGGCUGGGCCAGGGCGGUGGCUGGCGGGACAAAGACCAUCCUGACGUUGGAGAGCUGGAGGUAGGGGUGUGCCUCGUGCUUGGUGAGGAGCAGCAGCACGCUCCUCCCCUGGCGCCGCAUCCCCUCGUUGAAGUCCCGAAGCCACUCAGAGAAGAGCGGGGCGGUCACAUCGGCCAUGCUGCUGCCGCGCAGAAGCAUCAGCCGGUCGCUGGCGCUCUCAGCCCUGCUGGGGGAGCUGGCCAGGAGCAGGACGCCCGUCUGCCCGCAGGCGUAGAUCUCAGAGGGGGCAUAGCUGCGGAGGAGGCCGGGCAGCACCGUGCCAGCCCACUGCUCGGCCGUGGGCUGCUCCGCGUCCCCCCUCUCCGAAGGCGGCUUCUUGAAGGCGAAGCUGUGGUGCGUCUCGAAGCGAGCCAGCCAGCUGCCGCUGGGCUCCAGGCUGGGACGGCCCAGCGCCUCAGCAAGGUGUUUGGCCUUGAGCUGGAGAACCGAGCCGCUGAUGGGAUCCGCUCCUUGUUCUUGAUGAUGCGGCAGAUCUGGGGCUGCGACACCCCGAAGCGCUUGGCCAGCUCGCUCUGCGACACUUUGGGGCCCUCCAGCAUCUCCAGCACCCGCACCUUCUCCGUCAGGGACAGCUCCUUCCUCUCCUUCCGCGGCGCUGCCCCCCACCGGCUCGCAGAAGCCUCUCCCACACCGGCCACAGUCGUAGCUGCCAUCCCCGCCCUGUGCCAAACGGUGCCGCACCAGGUCCGGCUUAUGCCCGACCCCGUGGCCGCACUCGGUGGUGAAGCCACUGUUACCGGCCCCGAGAUUUGGCUCCGGCUCGACGACACCACAGUAGCUGCAGCCCGGUUCCCCCAGCGGGACGAGGAUGUCGCCAGGGCCAGUGUGGCAGGACGGGGGGGAGCCAGGCGACAAGAGGAGGGCCAGCCGGUGAUGCCGCCACAGUCGCUGAUCGCGACAGGCCAGGCCAGCCUUGGCAGCCCCCGCGGUGGCGAGCACGGGCAGCCGGCCGUGGCCGGCAGCUGGGACCGGGCAGGACCCGGGUGCCUCACCCAGGGCGACGGGACGCUCGAUGUCCUCCUUCAUGGCACCGCCACCGGCUCACUCCUCGGGGAGACGCGGCGGCUGCUAAAGGCGAGGCCCGCCCUGCGGGAUGGACGGCGGGGGCUCAGUGAUGCGCUGCACCGGGAUGACGGCGCACGGCUGGCGGGAAGGGGAACGGGGCGUCGCCGCUGCCUGUGGGGCCGCCUGUGGAGCAGGGGGAACCGGUGCCGCCGCGCCCUGGUGGCUCUGGUGCCGCCGCGCUCCGGUGGGCUCCAGUACCAGUGGAGUAGCUGGGCCGGGCCCUGGCCCCUCCCGUGCGGUGGUGUCCGGUCGGGCUCGCGUGCCCCGCGCUCUCGGCAUGGCCGCUCUGCCCCGCCGCUGCUGAGAAGGCGCCGGGCCCGCUCCGCCGCCGCCCGUUCCGUUCCGCCGUCGUUACCGCCGCCGUUGCCGCCGCCCGCCGCGCCCCGCUGGGCCAUGGCCGACUGGGCCCCCGCUCAGGAGCUGGAGUGGGACAUGGAAUCCCAGGAGCUGGCCCUGGAGCAGCCUCUGGCCACCCCCGAGCAAAGCCCCACCGGGGAGGCCGAGCUGCCAGCCGCCGAGAUCUCCCUGACGCUGGUCACCGAGAUCCAGGCUGUGGACAGGAAGGUAAACAUCCAGUCUGCCCAGCUGAUGAACCUGGAGGGGAGGAUGAGGAUGGCGGAGUCCAAGCUGAUCGGCUGCGAGAAGACAGCGGUGGAGUUUGGGAACCAGCUGGAGAGCAAGUGGACAGCUCUGGGCACCCUGAUCCAGGAGUACGGGCAGCUCCAGCGGCGCCUGGAGAACAUGGAGAACCUCCUCAAGAACAGAAACUUCUGGAUCCUGCGGCUGCCCCCAGGGGUGAAGGGGGAAGUCCCCAAGGUCCCUGUGGCCUUCAACGAUGCUUCUUUCAACUUCUCCGAAGAGGAGUGGAAGAGCCUGAACGAGUGGCAGAAGGAGCUGUACCGACACAUCAUGAAGGGCAACUACGAGGCCGUCGUCUCCAUGGAUGCUGCCAUUUCGAAGCCUGACCUCCUGACGAGGAUCGAGCAAGGAGAGGAUCCCAAUGCGGAGGAUCCAGAUGACUCCGAGGGAGGAGAAAGCCCCACAGACCCCAGCACUGAGUUUUCCUUUCCUGGUCCUGAUGACAGCUCAUGGUGUAAACACGAGGAGACUCCGCUGGAAAGCCACGAGGGCUCUGACGAAGAGGAGGUCCCGGAGGUCCCUACUACAUAUCCACAGCAGUGCGACGAGGAAGGUUCUGAAAGCCUUAAGCUUCCCAGCUCCUUGUCAGGAAAGUGGGAAGAGGUCUUCUCCGGCCCGGAGGAAGAGGUAAAGCCGAGCGGCAAGAACCCGAGCGGAUCCAGCUCGCAGCAGAGAACCUCCGCGGGCAGUGGGCUGAGGCGCUCCUCCCGCCGUGGGAGAGACUUGGCCAAGAAGGACCUCCCCGAGGAGGUGGCCGCAGUGGAGGGUCCCUACAUCUGCUGCGACUGUGGGCAGAGCUUCCUGGAGAAGGAGGAGUUUGCCAGCCACCAGAAAGCGCACUCCAGCGAGGAAGCCUGCACGUCCCUGGAGCACGGAGAAAGCCUCCGACCCAAAUCCAAGACUCCCAAAGGCCAAGGCUCCUCCCGCUCCAAACCCUCCAAGCGCCCCGACGGGGAGAAGAGCUCCGAAUUCAAGUACGGCUUUGUCAGGCACCAGGUGAACAACAUGGUGGAGAGACCCUACACCUGCUCCCAGUGCAAGGAGAGCUUCAGCCUGGAGGUCAGCCUCAUCCUGCACCAGAAGCUGCACACGGGGAAGGGCGACGGGCCGCUGACCUGCACCUACUGCGGGAAGGACUUCCGAGACCUCUCCAAGGCCAUCCGGCACCAGCGCAUCCACACCGGGGAGAGGCCCUACCAGUGCACCGAGUGCGGCAAGAGCUUCAUCCGGCGCGACCACCUGCUCAAGCACUGGAGGGUGCACACCGGGGAGACCCCCUACCAGUGUCCCGUCUGCGGCAAGCACUUCCGCUACAAGGAGUCCCUCAACUGCCACCAGAAGAUUCACUCUCGCAACCCCCGGCCCGCGGAGGAGUCGCAGCUCAGCCUGGAGUCUGCCACCCAGACCGGCAGCUACUGCGUCAAAAAAGAAACUCCUCAGUAUUCCCUGCCAGGGACUCCCCGCACCCCCGGCUGCUCCCGUGCCAAGCCAGGCCGCCCCCGCCUCUCCCAUGCCCCUGCUCUUCCCUCGCGCCUCCUCAGUCCUCCCCGGGUCACCCCUCCUCCUUCCCCCGUCAAGCCGCAGUCCUCGUCCUCCCAGUUACCCCAGGAUCGGCCCCAGCUAGCUGCAGCCGCUGCCCAGCUCCGCGCCCCUCUCGCUAGCCCUGCCGGAUGCCGCCGCCCCCCGCACGGGCGUCCCCGCUCCUUUCCCUCGGGGCAGCGGCAGGCCCGGAGCCGGCCGGGCAGUGCCGGCGGGGGGGGCCCCGACGGUGCGCGGCGGCGCGGUGGUGAUGCCGUCGGUGCGACAGGGGGCGCUGCGGUGGCAGAGGGCUCCCCGCUCUGCCCCGCCCGGCGCGGCCCCCGGCGCGGCCCGCGCGCGACGGCGGCGUCCCGCCCGCCCCCUGCCGGCUCGGCGGGGCAGCGGCGGGGCCGGAGCGCCCAGCGCGGAGCGGCGGAGCCGGGACCCGGAGCCGCGCUCGGUCUCACGCCGCCGUCGCCGCCGCCCCUCCUCCUCCCCCGCCCCCUCCUUCGCCGCUUCCCCCCCCGCGCCUUUCCCCGACUGCUCUCCCCGGUCGGGCCGGGCCGGGCCGCCGCUGCCCCGCCCCGCCGCGCCUCCCCGCCGCGCCCCUCCACCCAGCUGCCGCCGCCCCGCCGCGCCGAGCCGCCCCGGGCCCAGCCCGAUGCCCGGCGGCGGGCGGAGGUGAAGGAGCGAGCGGGCGCUGGAUCCUCCCGGCCGCGGCCCCCGGGGCGGGAACAAAGGGCCAUGGCCGAGGGGGCCCCCGCUCAGGCGCCGGAGCCGGUGCUGCCACCGCGCUGCCCCUCGCCCCUGCGGCAGGCGGCCGGCCCCGAGCGCACCUCGGAGCGGGAGACACAGACGGCCGAGCUGUCUCUGACGGUGGUGGCGGCUGUGCAGGCGGUGGAGAGGAAGGUGGACUCCCAUUCCACGCGCCUGCUGGACCUGGAGGGGCGGACGGGGAUGGCAGAGAAGAAGCUGAUCGACUGUGAGAAGACGGCAGCCGAGCUGGGGAACCAGCUGGAGAGCAAAUGCGCAGCUCUGGGCACCCUGAUCCAGGAGUACGGGCUGCUGCAGCGGCGCCUGGAGAACAUGGAGAACCUCCUCAAGAACAGGAACUUCUGGAUCCUGCGGCUGCCUCCGGGCAGGAAGGGGGAAGUCCCCAAGGUGCCGGUGACGUUUGACGACGUCUCCGUCUACUUCAACAACAAGGAGUGGGAGAAGCUGGAGGAGUGGCAGAAGGAGCUGUACAAGAAUGUGAUGAAGGGCAACUACGAGUCCCUGAUCUCCAUGGACUACGCAAUUUCCAAGCCUGGUGUUCUGUCUCAGAUCGAGCAGGGGGAGGAGGCUGGGGCCAGGAACCAGCAGGACCUGGAGGAGAGCGAGAUCAUCACCGAUGCCACCGCAGCCGGGAUAAGGGUGGUGAUCAAAACGGAGGAGCUGCUUCCCGAGGACAGCCCCGAGAACGCCGAGCUGCACGGGCUGUCGGGGCAGUCCGAGGGCAGCUUCCAGAGCCCGGACGAGGAGGCAGCCUGCGAGAGCCCCUACGGCUCCGUGUCCCCGCCCAGGGAGCUGCCGGGAACCAGCCUCGGGGACUCCUCCGAGUACGGAGCGGACUUCAGCGAGAUCCAGAGAGUGAUCGUCCACCACGGCGGCUGCGCGGAGGACGGGAUCGUGAUCAAGACGGAGGAGGAGGAGGAGGAGGACGACGCCGACGUGGAGCCGUGUGCCAUGUUCUCGGGCAGGACGGAGCCGCCGGCGUUCCCCAGCCACCACGACGCGGGGCUGGUCCGCGAGGUGCAGCGCAGCUCCAAGCCGCAGCCCCGCAGCCUGGCGGCCGCCCGCAUCAGGAAGGGCCAAGCCUGCGAGCGAGACUCCGGCGAGAUGAAGCCCAGCGCCGGCCAGCAGCGGAACCGGACGCGGGAGAGGCCCUACAUCUGCCCCGAGUGCGGGAAGAGCUUCAUGCUGAAGAUCAACUUCAUGAUCCACCAGCGCAACCACCUGAAGGAAGGGCCCUACGAGUGCCACGAGUGCGACCUCAGCUUCCGCAACAAGCAGCAGUUCCUGCUGCACCAGCGCAGCCACAACCGCCGCGGCGUGGGGGUCCCGCGGCGCCCCGAGCACGGCCUCAAGCCCCCGGCGCGGCCGCCGCCCCCGGGGAAGCCCUACAAGUGCUCGGAGUGCGAGAGCAGCUUCAGCCACAAGUCGAGCCUCAGCAAGCACCAGAUCACGCACGUCGGGGAGCGGCCCUUCACCUGCGGCGAGUGCCGGCGCAGCUUCCGCCUGCAGAUCAGCCUCCUCAUGCACCAGCGCAUCCACGCCGGCAAGAGCGAGAUGGCCUUCCUCUGCCCGCAGUGCGGCAAGAACUUCACCCGGCCGUCCCACCUGCUGCGGCACCAGCGGACUCACACCGGCGAGCGGCCCUACCAGUGCAGCCAGUGCGAGAAGACCUUCAGCGAGAAGUCCAAGCUCACCAACCACUACCGCAUCCACACGCGGGAGCGCCCGCACGCCUGCGCCGUCUGCGGCAAGGGCUUCAUCCGCAAGCACCACCUGCUGGAGCACCAGCGGAUCCACACGGGCGAGCGGCCCUACCACUGCACCGAGUGCGGCAAGAACUUCACCCAGAAGCACCACCUCCUGGAGCACCAGCGGGCGCACACCGGCGAGCGGCCCUACCCCUGCACCGAGUGCACCAAGUGCUUCCGCUACAAGCAGUCCCUCAAGUACCACCUGAGGACGCACAUGGGAGAGUGAGGGGCUGCCGACGGCUUCCUCUCCCUCCCUUCCCUCCCCUCCCUCCAUCCCUUCGUCCCUCCUCUGCCUCCUCCUGGACUCCUCUCUCCCGCCCCCCCUCCGUCCCCUUCUCCUCCUUACCCCCGGCUCAGGGCACGGACACGACGGGAGCUGUGUGCGGUGGCGCCGCCGGCCUGGU